ACAAUAUUAUACCCAAAUUCCCAACGAUUCGUUGAAAUUAUCGGAUGUUUGAAAUCCACCAGUUUGUUUAGAGAUUAUAUGAAACGUCCUUCACCGUAAAUGUCAAAAUGAAAGUCCGCGAUAAAACAGGCCGUUACAAGAAAAUUGUGAAUUCUCGGCGAAUUAAGAAACAGUCGAAUGUUAUAGAAGAUCACAAUUAUGUUGGAGCACAUUUGUGUAAUGGACAAGACUGUGAAUGCCAGCCGAAAUUGCCUAAAAAUGUGUCAAGGAUGGGCUGGAAGACAGGUCGUAGAAUCGUGGAGUUUGAUGUUCUUCUUUCUGGUUUAAAGAGUUGUAAAUUCUGUAGUCUUGGACCAGUUCCACUGACGCUUUUUAACAUUGUGAGCGAGUUACAGAGGGGUCUUGGGGGAUAUCUUUAUGUGAAAUGUACAAAUAAUGACUGUGAAGAAAUUAACAUUGUUCCUUACGGGAAGACACAUCGUCGGGAAAAGUCGAAGGGAAUUCCAAGUUUUGUUGUCAACACGAAGCUGGGAACCGCAAUGAUCGACAGUUUAGGUGGGCUCGUACGUGUAAAUAACUUCCUGGCAUCAUUGAACCUGAAGCCGAUUAGUAACAAAAACCUAAAGACCAUGGAGAGACGGGCUGGAAACAUUGUUGAACAUGUGGCCGACAUGUCAACUCGCAAGGCAGCCAAGGAUGCCUUCCAUCAAGAAAUGAAGGAAGUGGCUGAGUCCAAGAGAGCUGCUGACAGGAUGGAAGGCCUUAUCGAAGAUCUUGGUGUAUGUCCACUUCCAGAUGUCUCCCCUAAACUAAAGUAAGUCUAUUUACUAGGGCUGGGAACGAAUAAGGAAUUUGA
Messenger RNA from Ruditapes philippinarum (Manila clam), 856 nucleotides. RefSeq lists its product as uncharacterized. NCBI's taxonomy places the organism in Eukaryota, Metazoa, Mollusca, Bivalvia, Venerida, Veneridae. The record is from RefSeq and is a predicted model, not a curated record. The transcript has 3 exons. The coding region runs from base 108 to 818 and encodes 236 amino acids.